This is a messenger RNA of Capsella rubella, 1690 nucleotides long. RefSeq names its product zinc finger protein CONSTANS-LIKE 13. Lineage: Eukaryota; Viridiplantae; Streptophyta; Magnoliopsida; Brassicales; Brassicaceae. The record is from RefSeq and is a predicted model, not a curated record. Gene Ontology annotation, molecular function: zinc ion binding; protein binding. The coding region runs from base 482 to 1474 and encodes 330 amino acids. The transcript is spliced from 4 exons.
GCAUGCAGCAUUCUCGUGCUAUGCUAUGUAUUACUAAUUCAUUUUCAGGAGUCAAUAUUUUUAAUAAAAGGGAACCAAAUUUAAAUGCAAGAGGCACGGGAAAGGUAAAGAGGCUGAGAGGUGGUGUGGUGCCAUCAUCGAGAUCGAGGAGAGAGUGUGUCUCUCUUUACUAUGAUGGACAGUUUCAGAGCUUCUUCCCCAAGAAAUUAAAAUUAAGACAUUUAGAAAAUGGGGGAAAAAAAGAAAGAAGAAGAAGAUAUUUUUCUGACCUUGUCUUAUAAUACAUCACUUUUAACGUCAUCGUGAACACAUGGCCUUUUACAUAAUAAACACAUAUAGACAUACUGUAUAAUAAAGGGUAGCCAGGCACCACCAAUACUUAUGGUUUUGUUUUCCCCUACCCCUAAAAAAAAAAAAAAAGAGAAAAGAAAUAUCCUAAAAGAUUCAUCCCUAGCUUACUUACCUGAAACUGUCGGCGUCCAUGGAGGAUAAAGAAGAAGGUCGUCGUCACCGCCUCUGCGACUACUGCGACUCCUCCGUGGCUCUUGUCUACUGCAAAGCUGACUCCGCCAAGCUCUGUCUCGCCUGCGACAAGCAAGUCCACGCCGCCAACCAACUCUUCGCCAAACACUUCAGGUCACUUCUCUGCGACUCCUGUCACGACUCUCCCUCUUCCCUUUUCUGCGACACCGAAAGGUCUGUCCUUUGCCAGAACUGCGAUUGGCAGCACCACACUUCCACCUCCCUUCACUCCCGGCGUCCUUUCGAAGGCUUUUCCGGCUGUCCCUCCGUCCCCGAGUUUUUGGCAAUCCUCGGACUCGAUGACCUCGCCCCCGAUUCCGGCUUGCUUUUGGAUCAGGCUCCGCCGGAGAUCCUCAGCCUCAGUGACCUGGUUGCUUCAGGCGGGUCUGCUACUCAUCAUUUCCGUGCUACCGACGUUCCUCCUCUGCCUAAGAAUCGCCACGCCACCUGCGGGAAAUACAAAGAUGAGAUGAUCCGACAGCUCCGUGGACUGGCUAGAUCCGAGCCGAGUUGUCUGAAAUUCGAAGCGACAGAUGCUGAGAUCGAUGCCGGAUUCCAGUUCCUGGCGCCGGAUUUGUUUCCUACAUGCGAGCUGGAGAGUGGACUGAAAUGGUUCGAUUUCGAUCAGCAAGAUGAGGACUUUCCAUAUUGCUCUCUGCUGAGAAACUUGUCAGAGUCAGAUGAGAAACAUGAGAACGUUGACCGAAACUCUUCGGUGAUGGUUCCCGUUUCUGACUGCUUUAACCGACCCGAGGAAGAUAACGUGGUGGUGCCACUUUGCACCACUACGAGGGAGAUCAACAGUCUUGAGAGGAACUCUGCUCUCUCUCGCUACAAAGAAAAGAAGAAAUCUCGAAGGUACGAGAAACACAUCAGGUAUGAAUCACGCAAGGUUCGUGCAGAAAGCAGGACAAGAAUCAGGGGACGUUUCGCCAAGGCUGCAGAUCCAUGAUGUGCUCUCCAAUUCCUUCUGAAGAUAGUCAAAAUCGAUCUUUUGUAUUAAUCGAAUCAUUAUCACUGUCUAUGAUCAGAUGAUGUUUUUGUAUUCUAAGCUUUAGGAGUUACCUACCACUGUAUAUUUGACCCCAAUCUCAUAUUAUUUAAUCACUUUGAGAAAACGCAUGUUUCAAACACAUGACAUAAUGGAUUGUAUCUCUUUUUCUUGAAC